UAAAUACAUACAUACAUGCUUACUUACAUAUGCAUACAUUUCCUAGUUAGUUAACAACAAAACCGCAUUUUAGCUUAGUUCGCUGUAAGCAUACACUGCGUUUACAUUCUAUUGAAAAAUAUACGUAAAAACAUUUAUUCCCUUAGUUAUUAUUUUUUCCAAAAUAAAAUGUCACUAAAUGAUUUACUAAUUCGCACAAAAGAUGGAGAAAUCCUGGAGACUCGAGAUAAAUUAUUUGAAAAAUCUCACGUGAUACAGGAAGCCAAAAAGCUUACAGAUAAAGAUGGCUGCAUAUCGUUAAAUAAAAUAACAUCAAACAUUCUACGUCGUGUAAUAAUAUGGGCGGAAAAGUGUGAGGUGGAAUCUUAUGAUUUGGAUAAUGAUGAGAGGGAAAAAUGGAUUAAUGAUUUCCUAGAUGUGGAUAAUGAGACUUUAUUUCAAAUAAUAAGCGCCGCUGACGAGUUACAUCAAAAGGAUCUUGUCAACAGAGCUACAAGUAAAAUUGCUAACGAACUUAAUGACAAAUCAGCACCGGAAAUAGCAAAAUAUUUCAAUUUACGUUCAAAAAAUGUACAUAUUUAA
Molecule: messenger RNA, 582 nt
Organism: Ceratitis capitata (Mediterranean fruit fly)
Lineage: Eukaryota; Metazoa; Arthropoda; Insecta; Diptera; Tephritidae
Product: SKP1-like protein 1A
Exons: 1
Coding region: 169-582 (137 amino acids)
Biological process (GO): SCF-dependent proteasomal ubiquitin-dependent protein catabolic process
Cellular component (GO): cytoplasm; nucleus
Molecular function (GO): cullin family protein binding
Source: RefSeq, a predicted model, not a curated record